AGCGUCCGGACAGAUUUUAGUAACCGACUAAUUAUUUAAUUUUCGGCAGAUAACAGAUUUCCGUCGCACUCAUAAUUUUUCCAAGAUUCAGUCCCUCACUCGUUCCCUAUUUAAACCGAGUACAACUUAUGUCAUAGGAACCACUAAUAUUUCACGCAUCCAAGUUUACUUACUCCUCUGACAAAAUGUCUCAAGUAAAUUAUCCUGAGCCUCGAACCCUUCAAUGGGUCCCGAUGUCGAGGGGGGCAUACCCCGAGUGGUCCAUCGAGGCUGGCAUCGACACAGGGAAGAAACUUUAUGUUGCUAGAGCAACCCACCAGUCGGGAUUAGUUCCUGGAAAACUGCACGUCGGACAUUCCGAUGUUUAUAUUGCUUUCGAUGGCAAAGAAGUAAACAAGUCGGAAUACGAGGUUUUAAUUGGACCAACUGCAAGUUUGAGUUGGAUUGAAUCCAGCCAUGGUCAAAUUGCUCCGCAUGCAGUGGUCGGAGGGAAGGACCCAAAUGGUGAGACGUAUUAUAUUGGUCGUGUUAUAAUGAAUGGCACCAUCACUGUGGGAAAAGUGCAUCCAAGUCAUAAUGCGUGCUAUGUUCCAUACGGUGGAGAAGAACAUAAGCACACGAGCUAUGAAAUAUUGGUUCGAAACUUGCUGGGACGAGCUUUAAAUGUAUAGAUUAAGAGUCCAGAGCAUGGAGCAUGCAUUUUAUUUUAAUAGUAACGACUAUUUUAAAAUACAUAAUUGUUAAAAUA
This is a messenger RNA of Folsomia candida, 748 nucleotides long. Its product is annotated as natterin-3. Lineage: Eukaryota; Metazoa; Arthropoda; Collembola; Entomobryomorpha; Isotomidae. Bases 186 to 671 code for a protein of 161 amino acids. The record is from RefSeq and is a predicted model, not a curated record. The transcript has 4 exons.